UUACCACCACUCCCAUUAACCCAUUAGAAGAUUUUGUGCUUUCGGUCUCUGCUACUGAUGAGGAACACUUUCUUGCUAGAAGACACAGAAAGACUCCCCAAGAACUACAGAUUAUGGCUGCCAUGAGGAUGCCUCGGAGUCCUCUGUCCCAGGAUCAGCAGGCAAAAAGAAGUUUCACCACACUGGUAGAGAUUUUCCCCAUGACACCUGAAGUCCAUGUUCAACUGAGAGUGAUCUGUUUGAAUGACCUGCAUGGUAUGUCUUGAACGAUUUCUGUCAAGUUGGAAACCAAGGACAUACACUUAGAGAAUGCAAAGUCUACAGAUGAUAUGAAGCCAGGCCUAACCAUCUGCCUGAUUCUCUUAGAUGGGCAUGGAAGCUGGGCUCUAUGUAUGUGCCAAAGAUUGCAGACCCUGGGUUUUCAUUUCAGUGCAUUACUCUUACUGCUUUCAGCAGGCCCUGAUGUGCUCAUACCUGAACACUGCUCCCAUAAAGCCAUGGCUUGCUUUGGAUUCCGGAGGCAUGGGGCUCAGCUGGACCUGGCUUCUAGGACCUGGCCGUGCACUGCUCUGUUUUCUCUUCUCUUUAUCCCCGUCUUCUCCAAAGGGAUGCAUGUGGCCCAGCCUGCAGUGGUGCUGGCCAGCAGCCGAGGUGUCGCCAGCUUCAUGUGUGAAUAUGGGUCUUCAGGCAAUGCCGCCGAAGUCCGAGUGACUGUGCUGAGGCAGACUGGCAGCCAGAUGACUGAAGUCUGUGCUGCGACAUACACAGUGGAGAAUGAGUUGGCCUUCCUAGAUGAUUCCACCUGCACUGGCAUCUCCAGCGGAAACAAAGUGAACCUCACCAUCCAAGGGUUGAGGGCCAUGGACACGGGACUCUACAUCUGCAAGGUGGAGCUCAUGUACCCACCACCCUACUAUGCAGGCAUGGGCAAUGGAACCCAGAUUUAUGUCAUCGAUCCUGAACCUUGCCCAGAUUCUGACUUCCUCCUCUGGAUCCUCGCAGCAGUCAGUUCAGGAUUGUUUUUUUAUAGCUUCCUUAUCACAGCUGUUUCUUUGAGCAAAAUGCUAAAGAAAAGAAGCCCUCUUACUACAGGGGUCUAUGUGAAAAUGCCCCCAACAGAGCCAGAAUGUGAAAAGCAAUUUCAGCCUUAUUUUAUUCCCAUCAAUUGACACACCGUUAUGAAGAAGGAAGAACAUUGUCCAAUUUCUAAGAGCUGAGGCAAUUCUACCUUUUUGCUAUCCAGCUAUGUUGCUUAUUUGUGUAUUUUGGGGGGGGAUUCAUCUCUCUUUAAUAUAAAGCUGGAUGCAAAAUCCAGAUGAAGUGUACUACAAUUUGAAGCAAAGGUGCAGGAAAACAGAGCCAGGAUGUUUCUGUCACAUCAGAUCCAAUUUUAGUAAAAGCAUCACUCGGGAGCAAUAUAGGGAUGCAGUCUUAUGUUGUAGGUGAAGGAUAUGGGUUAGGGGGUGGUGCUGUCCAAAGAAUACAAAGGAAGAGAGUUAGGGAGAGGAUGAUAUUGUACACACUUUGUAUUUAUACAUGAGAAGUUUAUAGCUGAAGUGAUGUUUUCAAGUUAAAGUUUUGUGCUGUUAUUUUUCUUAAAUGUGGAAUUACAUGAAGACUUUAGAAAUACUCACGUGGCUAUAUUUUAGCCAGUGAUUCCAAAGGUUGUAUUGUACCAAUAUGUAUUUUUUUUUAUUUGAUAGUAUUGUGCAUGGGGGCCACAUGUGCUUUUGUGUAUUUGCUGAUGGUUUUAAUAUAAACACUAUAUGGCAGUGUCUUCCCACCAUGGGUUCAGGGAAAGUUUUAUGGAGGGGCUCAGGACACUAAUACACCAGGUAGAAUACAAAGUCACUUGGUAACUGGCUUGGAAACUGGAUGAGGUCAUAACUGAUUCUUAUAGACACAUUGAGCUGAAUUGGUGUUGACAUGUGCUUUGGGCUUUUAUGUUAGCUCCUUUCAAAGGUUUGCAAGGGAGUCCAGACUGGUGUAUCUGAUGUAACUCAAUAGAACACCAACCUCAAGAAAAUGGCUCACUCCAGGGGUCUUGUAGGUAUGAACUUCAAGGAAGCUCUAGUUUCACAAGGGCCCCAAUUCCUAACACAUGGUUCAUGCCAUGGACAGAAAAAAGCAGCAGGUGGCAGAACGGGGUGAUGAAAGUUUCUAAAAACUAACACUGUUGGUGUUUUUUAACUCAUUAUUUUCCAUGAAAAUGCAACAACAUGUAUAAUAUUUUUAAUUAAAUAAAAAUCUGUGGUGGUCAUUUUCCAGA
Molecule: messenger RNA, 2269 nt
Organism: Herpailurus yagouaroundi (jaguarundi)
Lineage: Eukaryota; Metazoa; Chordata; Mammalia; Carnivora; Felidae
Gene: CTLA4
Product: cytotoxic T-lymphocyte associated protein 4
Exons: 7
Coding region: 330-1169 (279 amino acids)
Biological process (GO): T cell receptor signaling pathway; regulation of T cell proliferation; B cell receptor signaling pathway
Cellular component (GO): membrane; external side of plasma membrane
Source: RefSeq, a predicted model, not a curated record